Messenger RNA from Lutzomyia longipalpis, 951 nucleotides. RefSeq names its product trypsin-1-like. Gene Ontology annotation, biological process: proteolysis. The transcript is spliced from 3 exons. Bases 29 to 841 code for a protein of 270 amino acids. Lineage: Eukaryota; Metazoa; Arthropoda; Insecta; Diptera; Psychodidae. The record is from RefSeq and is a predicted model, not a curated record. Gene Ontology annotation, molecular function: serine-type endopeptidase activity.
AAGUCGUUGUAUCUCCGUUGUGUGCAAAAUGAAGAUUCUUGUAGUGCUAUCAACUCUCCUUGCUGCCUCAUUGGCUGUUCCUACCCUCCCACUCUCUUCUGUGGGUAAUGGAAGGAUUGUUGGUGGCGUUAAUGCUCUUCCUGGUGAAUUUCCCUACAUCUGCUCAAUUCAGUGGGUUCUACUGACUGCCAGCACACAUAUUUGCGGUGCUUCAGUUGUGAAUAACAAUUGGGUACUCACGGCAGCUCAUUGCAUCACAGAAGCUCCCAAUAUUGGACGUCUCGAAAUUCUCUGCGGCAAGUUGAAUCUGGCCAUCGUUGAACCAAAUCAAGCUCGCGUGGGAGUUGCAUCGCAUGUUCUCCAUGAAAGCUGGGUGCCCGGGGCAGUGGGUCCCUUCGAUAUAGCUUUGAUCCGUCUGGCAGCUCCUCUUGUGUACAACGAUUGGAUUCAACCAGUGGUUUUCCCUGCUGCUGGCUCUCACCCAUCGGGUGUUUCACAAAUGAUUGGUUGGGGCAGUACAUCUGGUGGUACCAUUCCUACCAAUCCCGACAUCCUGCAGAAGGUUAACGUACCUGUUGUUGAGUACAGUGCUUGCCGUGCCGCUCUUGAGGCCAUCGGAGGCGGAGCUGAUAAUGUCUUCGACGAUACAAAAAUAUGUACUGGACCCCUCACAGGUGGAGUCAGUGCCUGCAGUGGUGACUCUGGCUCUCCUGUGCUUCAGGGUAGUACGCAAAUUGGUAUUGUCUCUUGGGGCUUCAUGCCCUGUGGUUCUGCAGGAGCACCUUCCGUACAUACACGCGUAGCACACUUUAUCACCUGGAUCAACAACAUUGUCAAUUGAAUGGAUAUCGUGAAGAAAUCCAACAUCCUUAUCGCCCGCGUGCCGUGUGGAAGAAUGACAUGAGAGCAUCCAAUAAAUUGGCACUUUUUUUGCCUUACUAAGGUACACAA